This is a messenger RNA of Salvelinus fontinalis (brook trout), 1793 nucleotides long. RefSeq names its product DNA topoisomerase 1-like. The transcript has 3 exons. The record is from RefSeq and is a predicted model, not a curated record. Bases 87 to 869 code for a protein of 260 amino acids. Lineage: Eukaryota; Metazoa; Chordata; Actinopteri; Salmoniformes; Salmonidae.
CACAGAUUACGGAUGAAAGCCAAAGCAAAGAACACGUGUUGAGCCUACAGCAUCCUGGUUAUAAUUUCUUGAAGUGAUCAUCAACGAUGGAGCAGGUGUUGGUUAAGACUCUGGAUGAGUUGACGAGUGACGAAAUGAAGAGAUUCCAGUGGCUCCUGAUAAAGCACCAGAGGCGUGGCUAUGAGCCCAUCAGUAAAAGCGAGUUGGAUCGCGACACAAGCAGGGAGAAUACCGUGGAGCUGAUGGUGAACAAAUACAGAGAGAAUGGGGCUCUGGGUGUUACAAUUAAUAUCCUGAAGGACAUGCACCAGAAUACACUUGCUGACAAGUUGAAGACAAAGGCAAACAUUCUCAAAGGAGCGGAUAGGAGCACUGCAAAGAAGAGCAUUGCUGUGAAGAGCAUUGCUGUGAAGAGCACUGCAAAGGAGAGCACUGCAAAGGAGAGCACUGCAAAGGAGAGCACUGCGGCAAAGAGCACUGCAAAGGAGAGCACUGCGGCAAAGAGCACUGCAAAGGAGAGCACUGCAAAGGAGAGCACUGCAAAGGAGAGCACUGCGGCAAAGAGCACUGCAAAGGAGAGCACUGCGGCAAAGAGCACUGCAAAGGAGAGCACUGGCAUUGUGCUGAAGAGACCUGCCAAGGAGAUACCAGCGGCAAAGGGCACUGCGGCGAAGAGCACUGCGGUGAAGAGCACUGCAAAGGAGAACACUGCGGCAAAGAGCACUGCAAAGAAGACCACUGCCACUGUGGCGAAGAGCACUGCAAAGGAGAGCACUGCGGCAAAGAGCACUGCAAAGAAGACCACUGCCGCUACGUUGAAGAGACCUGCAAAGGGGAGCAGUGAGGCGAAGAGACCUAAGCUGUUGUAGAUCAAUAGAAUGGGCCCAUAUGGCAUACUUUCUUUUAGACCGGUUUACAAUUAACAAUGAUAUUUCAUAGGAUUUCACUUUUCUUUUACAUACUGUAUUUUCUUAAGCUUUUCUCUGAAUUUUUGGCAUUUUACAACCAUGACAAGGAAAUAAAAAUUAUAAUUUUCAAGAAUUGGUAGUUAGACAUUUUCUCAUAUGCUCUUCAGAACAUAAAAUACGCAAUAAAAAAAUACUAACCGAUGUCAGCAAGGCUCGAUAAACAGGGCUGCCCGCUGGAAACCCUCCAGACCAGUCGAUCAUCCCCGUCAGUCGCCCGCUUGGGCCAGUGAAAAGUAUAUUGUAAUAAUGCUAUUUUUGAUCUAGGUUAUAUAAUUGAUUUAAAAAAACAGAUGGAUUCCCGAAGCUGUUUGUUCAUACAUCGAUUAUUUUUCACAUGUGCUGCACACAUAGACUAUAAUCUGUCGAGCAGAGAGAGAGCGCGCAGCUCUCAAACAACAAAAUUGUCAAAGGCUCCAGCUACCCAAAUCAUUGACUGUUUUCUCUGCUACCACACUGCAAGUCGUACCGUAUGGAGCCAGAUAGCUGCCAAAGGUUGAACGUAGGUAUCGUUAGGAUCGUAAGAAAAUCCAUACGGAAAUUGUUAGGAUCGUAAGAAAAGUCAUGCGUGAAACAUGAAACGUAACCGUUAAAUUAGAUCUGUAAACGUACAAAUGUUACGACUUUGAAUUAAUAUUUACACGUUCAAUUCUUACUUUACAUCUCCCUUUACUCGGUUACAGAUAUGUUUUAUACAUACAAGCUUUUGUCAGGAAUGUGUCAUCUGCAAAGGACAUGGACCGAACGUAGCUAGUCAAUCAAGCAUCUCUAGCCCAGACGUUAGAGGUGCUCUGCAGCUUCCGGGUUUCGUUUCCAAAAUAAAAGUCU